CAUCUUUACCACCACAUUGUACCACAAAGAAAUACAACUCUAUGUGGAUUCCAAAGAGGCUAAAAAGAAAAAGUUCAUUAAACCUCAGGUUGCCCACUAAACGUGAUGACAGCCACAGUUGCAGUGGAAAUACACAAAAAAUGGAGAAUUCCUCUAAAGAAGAGAAGCAGCAGCCUAAGCAAGAUAGCAAGGAGCAAGGAAAUGCUGAUUUUGAAGAAUGGAUAAACUCUGAGAGUGAUCUUGAACAGAUGAACCUUAAGAAUGACAACAGUUUCCACCCUGGAGACAUUCAGCUAAAAAAAAAGGAGAUUCCAUUUAAGUCACACCGGCAGCUCUGUAGAUCACCUUGUCUAGAUCGUCCAAGUUUCUCCCAGAGCAGCAUUGUAAGGGAUGGGAAGCUUGACCUGGAAAAGCAAUACCAAGCUAAGAUGGAUUUUGCUCUAAAGCUGGGUUAUUCAGAGGAACAGAUUCAAUCAGUGCUGAACAAACUGGGCCCAGAAUCACUUAUUAAUGAUGUAUUGGCAGAGCUUGUCAGACUUGGGAGCAAAGGUGAUUCAGAAGGGCAAGUCAACAUGAAUCUGUUUGUGCCUCAGUGGCCCAGCUCAAGAGAGAUUGAAAGCCCUGAGAUGUUUCUUGAAAAUGAAAUAGAUGACUGUGACAAUUUAAGGCCAAUUGUCAUUGAUGGAAGUAAUGUGGCAAUGAGCCAUGGGAAUAAAGAGGAGUUCUCCUGCAGAGGAAUACAACUUGCUGUGGAUUGGUUUCUAGAUAAAGGCCAUAAAAAUAUUACUGUAUUUGUGCCUGCUUGGAGAAAGGAGCAAUCCCGCCCUGAUGCACCAAUUACAGAUCAAGAUAUCCUACGUAAGCUGGAAAAGGAAAAGAUUCUUGUCUUCACGCCAUCCAGAAGGGUCCAGGGCAGGAGAGUUGUCUGCUACGAUGACCGGUUCAUAGUUAAACUGGCUUUUGAUUCUGAUGGCAUCAUAGUAUCCAAUGAUAACUACCGAGACCUUCAAGUUGAAAAACCAGAAUGGAAGAAAUUUAUAGAGGAGCGGUUAUUAAUGUAUUCUUUCGUGAAUGACAAAUUUAUGCCUCCAGAUGAUCCUUUAGGGCGUCAUGGCCCAAGCCUUGAAAAUUUCUUAACAAAGAGACCUGUUGUUCCUGAGCACAAGAAGCAACCAUGCCCUUAUGGGAAAAAAUGCACCUAUGGCCACAAGUGCAAAUACUAUCAUCCAGAGCGGGCCAACCAACCCCAGCGUUCAGUGGCUGAUGAGCUCCGCAUCAGUGCCAAACUGUCCACGGUGAAAACCAUGAGUGAAGGUACCCUGGUCAAGGGUGGCACAGGGCUACCUAUUGCCAAAGGUGAGAUAACUUCAGAAGUCAAACAGGUGGCCCCCAAGCGCCAAUCAGAUCCCAGUAUUCGGUCUAUGGCUAUGGAACCUGAGGAAUGGAUGACUGUUGCCCAUAAACCUGAGGCAAGUUCUGUCCCCUCACUUGUCACGGCCCUAAGUGUCCCUACAUUCCAACCCCCCAAAAGCCAUGCAGUGGGUGCACUCAAUACCCGUUCGUCCAGCAGCCCAGUGCCAGGAUCCUCUAAUUUUUCCCACCAGAAGGCCUCUUUGGAGAACAUGGCCAGUAUUCAGUACCCUCCCAUCCUGAUAACCAACAGCCAUGGUCCCCCUAUUAGUUAUGCUGAGCAAUACCCAAAGUUUCAGUCCUUGGGGGACCAUGGCUACUAUUCAAUGUUAGGCGACUUCUCCAAACUGAAUAUUAACAGCAUACAUAAUCGAGAAUAUUACAUGGCUGAAGCAGACUGGGGUGUAUUUGCCCGGAACCCCAGUCUCUGCCCUGACAGCUGUAUGAGCCAUACCAGGAACGACAGCUAUUCCACUUAUAACAACCUGUACAUGACUGUAGCUGAUGCCCAUUCUGAAGGCAGUUUGAAACUGCAUUGUUCAGCAUCUCAAAACCGACUCCAGCCUUUUCCUCAUGGGUACCAUGAAGCCUUAACCCGGGUGCAAAGCUAUGGCCCAGAUGAUUCUAAACAAGCCCCCCACAAGCAGUCAUUUUCCCACUUAGUUCUGCAUGCCCAACAUUCAGUAACUGAAGCAUGCUCUUCUUGUGCUGGAGACUACCCCUUGCCUCCCAAUAUAUAUCCUGGUGCAACACCCCCCCAGGCAGGACGUGCUCUAGUGAUGACUAGGAUGGACAGCAUUUCUGACUCACGCCUUUAUGAGAGCAACCCCAUAAAGCAAAGACGACCUCCUCUGUGUCGGGAACAACAUGCCAGCUGGGACCCAGUGCAAUGUUCAACUGACUCCUAUGGCUACCACUCCCAUCCCUUGAGUCACAGUCUCAUGCAGCCAUGCUAUGAGCCAGUCAUGGUACGAAGCGUGCCAGAAAAGAUGGAGCAACUUUGGAGGAAUCCUUGGGUUGGAAUGUGCAAUGAUUCCAGGGAGCAUAUGAUCCCUGAGCACCAGUAUCAGACCUAUAAGAACCUCUGCAAUAUUUUUCCUUCAAAUAUUGUCCUUGCAGUGAUGGAGAAGAAUCCCCACACAGCAGAUGCUCAGCAGUUGGCAGCCUUGAUUGUUUCUAAGCUUAGGUCUGCACGUUGACAUGACACGACUUAUUCCUUUAUACAAAUAUGAAUAUUAAUACCAAUAAUGCACUAAUACUAUGUAACUAACAAUUUUGUG
Molecule: messenger RNA, 2690 nt
Organism: Condylura cristata (star-nosed mole)
Lineage: Eukaryota; Metazoa; Chordata; Mammalia; Eulipotyphla; Talpidae
Gene: ZC3H12B
Product: zinc finger CCCH-type containing 12B
Exons: 5
Coding region: 42-2609 (855 amino acids)
Cellular component (GO): nucleus; cytoplasmic ribonucleoprotein granule
Molecular function (GO): metal ion binding; RNA endonuclease activity; mRNA binding
Source: RefSeq, a predicted model, not a curated record